Messenger RNA from Dipodomys ordii (Ord's kangaroo rat), 687 nucleotides. RefSeq names its product single-stranded DNA binding protein 1, mitochondrial (gene Ssbp1). Gene Ontology annotation, biological process: positive regulation of helicase activity; mitochondrial DNA replication. Gene Ontology annotation, cellular component: mitochondrial nucleoid. Lineage: Eukaryota; Metazoa; Chordata; Mammalia; Rodentia; Heteromyidae. Gene Ontology annotation, molecular function: single-stranded DNA binding. Bases 134 to 580 code for a protein of 148 amino acids. The record is from RefSeq and is a predicted model, not a curated record. The transcript has 7 exons.
GCCGGAAGUGACGCAUAACCGGGGCCGGUCCUGUCUGGCGUACUUGGAGGAGGUUUGUCGGCCUCGCGUACCUCUGUGCGAGGCUCGCAGGCAAGUCCUAACUAUCAGAUUGUAAGAAAAGAAAAUAGAAACCAUGUUUCGAAGACCUGUGCUACAGGUGCUUCGUCAGUUUGUGAGACAUGAGUCUGAAAUAGCUACCAGUUUAGUUCUGGAAAGAUCUCUGAAUCGUGUGCAGUUACUUGGGCGAGUGGGUCAGGACCCUGUCCUGAGACAGGUGGAAGGAAAAAAUCCAGUCACAAUAUUUUCUCUAGCAACAAAUGAAAUGUGGCGAUCAGGGGAAAGUGAAGCAUACCAAAUGGGCGAUGUCAAUCAAAAGACAACAUGGCACAGAAUAUCAGUGUUCCGACCUGGCCUUAGAGAUGUGGCAUAUCAGUAUGUGAAAAAGGGGUCUCGAAUUUAUGUGGAAGGGAAAGUAGACUAUGGUGAAUACAUGGAUAAAAAUAAUGUGAGACGACAAGCAACAACAAUCAUUGCUGAUAACAUUAUAUUUCUGAGUGACCAGACAAGAGAAAAGUCAUAGAAUGUAUGAUUCUUCGUUGGCCGAUGUUUGGUACUGUCUCAUUUCCAAAUCAUGUGUAGUCUUUAUAGUUUCUAAGAACAAUGAUUAAAAAUGCUCUUUCAGAUAAA